AAAUUUGGAAAAUACUACCAAUGGCGUUCAUAAAAUUUAUAUGCAUAUUAAUCAUCACUGUUUCGCUGAUAAUAACUGGUAAAGGUGAGGACGCUGAAAGUGUUUUAUCUAUGCAAAAGCAUAUUGGUGGUGCAGAAAAACUUGUUACUUUGAAAAGGAUUAUUCGUGAUGUUGAGACUGGGUCUGGUGAAACUGCGACCGACGAAGAACAAAAUAUAUUGAGGAAACACACUGAUGUGCAUGUGUUCAGCAACGACAGCAACCCAUCAAUAUCUCUAAUAUGGACUGGUACAGAAGGUGCCUUAAUUGCUUUAACAACAAUGGGAAAUGGGAUAACCUUAAUUCCAUCAAGGCUUUACAGAAGUUCUAACUUUGGAAGAUCUUUUGUGGACAUAUCAGACAAAAUCGAGCAUGAUAGAAUUCUGAACAAUCAUGGAAUGCUUGUCAGCCCAGUUGAUUCCAACAAUGUGAUGUUGGUCACUGAUCAGAGUUUUUCCCUAUUUGCUCGUGGGAUGGAUUACAGGAGCGUUGUGUAUAUUACUACAGAUAAUGGUCAAAGUUUUUCGAAGAGUAAACUCAAGUUUAUAAUUGAUCCUAGUUCUGUCUAUUUCAACAAAUAUGAUACUUUGAAAAUCUUGGCAAUUUCAUCUGACAACCAUGGCUUGUGGAUUUCUUAUGAUUUUGGUUUGGUAUGGCGACAUAUAUCUGAUCAUGUGAUUCAAGUAAGAUGGGAUCCUACAGAUAAAGACACAUUUUAUUAUGCAAAAGAUCCAACUGGGAGCAUGAUUUCUGGUGCCUUCAAUAAUGAAUUGUAUCGCGGUAAAGCAUCGUAUAUAGAAUCAACAAAAAUUGCGGAACAUAUUUAUAGCUUUGGUGUUCAAGGUGGAUUCAUCUUUAUAUCAGUGGAAUUUCUUUCUCACAAUGGAAGUAGAGUGAUGCAUGUGUCAAAAGAUAAAGGUGUGACGUGGGAUGCGGCUCAGAUACCUUUAAUAAACAAACAACAGUUUUAUUCUUUACUUGACAUGUCUGAAGAUAUGGUAUUUGUGCAUGUGGAUGCAGAUGGAGGUUCAGGUGAUGGAAGUAUUUAUACUUCAGAUGAACGAGGUAUUAUUUAUUCAAAAUCACUCGACCAUCAUUUGUAUCCAAGUUUAGGAAGCGUGACUGAUUUCUAUAAGGUUUCUAGUCUCGAAGGUGUUUACAUAACAUCACAACUCGAACAUCAAGGCUCAACUAUUCAUUCAAUGAUUACUUACAAUAAAGGAGGAACAUGGCAAAAUAUUGAUUCGCCAAAAAACAGCGUUUGUCCUCCUACUGAGAAAGUGUGCUUUCUUCAAAUUCACAGUUUGUUUAGUCGAUCAAAAGGUGUAGCAAUACCUGAGUUUCCUAAAUCUUCUGCCAGUGCUACUGGAAUCAUCAUUGCUCAUGGAAAUAUAGGCGACGCAUUGAAUUUUAAUACUCCCGAUGUAUAUAUUUCAAAUGACGGUGGAUAUUCAUGGCUUCAACCUCCACAUUUGAAAGGUCCUCAAUUCUAUGCUAUUGGAGAUUCUGGUGGAUUGUUAUUUGCCGUCAACUAUUCAAAAUCGGUUCCUACUAACGUUAUAAAAUAUUCUAUGGAUGAAGGCCAAUCAUGGGAAGAAUACAAAUUCGUAGAUUCGCCUAUCCUAGUAACAGGCCUUUCCGUUGAACCAGGUUCACGUAGUACAAGCUUAGGUUUAUGGGGAUGGGAUAAGAGUGGUGAUGGAGCAUGGAGAUCUAUUACUAUGGAUUUCUCAGCUAUUAUGAAGAAACCUUGUCAAAAGAGUGAUUAUCAAGACUGGAAAGCUCAUGAAUCGAACAAAGAAUAUGGAGAAGAUAGUUGUCUUCUAGGUGCUGAUGUGAUUUUCAAUAGAAGGAAGAAAGGUACUGUUUGUAUCAAUGGCAAACAAUAUCAGAAUGCAGUAACGUUGAAGCCAUGUCAAUGCCAGAAGACAGAUUAUUUGUGUGAUUAUGGUUAUGUUCGAGAAGGCUUCGAUUGUGUCAGGGAUGGAGAUUUUCAGGCAACACAUAUAGAUAUUUGUAAGAAAGAUCAAGAUGAAAUCAUAAAAACAAAAGGUUACCGAAAAAUACCAGGAGAUAAAUGUCAAGGCGGUUUCACUCCAAAUUCACAAGUCAUUCCUUUGCAUAAAAAGUGUAAACCUAGUGAAGAGAAGAAAGAUGAUUUUGGUGUCGAUAAGGAUAAUUUUUCACAAUAUCAUCCACCUGGAGAAACAAAGAAAUCGACAUCUCCAGGAGUAAUAGUUUUCUUGGUAUUUGUUGUCGUUGUUCUCAUCCUUGCACUUGUAUAUAUUGUCAGAAAACGUCAAAUGAGUGGAAAACGAGUAAAGUAUGUUCCGUUACCAACAUCUGAACAUGCAGCGAGUUAUGGUACUGGAGCAGAAUCGAACUCACUUAUGGAUGUGGAAGAUGGUGCUGUGAAUGGUACAACGCCUCGUCCAAAUGGAAAUAGUAGCAUUUCAUAUCAUGAUGAUUCAGAUGAGGACAUGUUGAUUAGUUGAUGAGAUAAUAGUUGUGUAUCCGUCCGGCAUUUGUGCAGUACUAUCGUCUUCUCAGCCAAUAGAUAUUGUCGCUGUAGUAGAAGAGUUAGAUUUUGUUCACUGAUAUUAUGCAAUGUAUAUUUAUUUAAUUUUGCUUGAAAAUAUUCUUCACCAAAGCCCAAUACUGUCAUUUCAACAACCUUGACAUACGUGCUUUUCAAGACAUUACCCCACAUCACAUGUGCCUUUUUGAUGACAAAUGAGUGGGCAGUCUCUUGAAAAACAUAAAUGUUUGAAACAAUGCCUGCAGUCUUGGAAGAACAGGCACCUAUAGUAAUUAUUUUUUUGGAACUCCCGUAGUGUGUGUACCAAGUUGGGGUUAGACCAUUAUUUUAUUAUGAUUUUCUUUAUUUUAGUUCUGUUAGAGUUCCAUGUUAGCCAAGUGAAUUUACCCCUUGCCCAUAGCUUUCCAUUCCUUUACACAACCUGAUGUGGAAUAGGCGAACAAAAUUAGUUACCUCUAUAUUGGUACACAAACUUCUGGAGCGCCUAUUUUUUGAUCUAUCUGAACACAAAGAUUUAUAUUAAGUAGAUUUGAUUCUUCAUCUGUGAAGGGUCGUGAGUUUUGAAUAGAUCGUUAAAAGUUGGACACAAAGUAAUAUUAAUGUACUACAGGGGUGUGAAAAUCUGCCAAAUGCGGCCCACAAGGAAAAAUUGUGGGGCCCACGGGGAAGUGCCAAUUUGGAAUCGCGUGCAGCUCACGAAAUGAGUUUUUAAUUUAGUUUAAUCUGGUACGUGCUAGUAUUCCAAUCCCUUGGCCUCGCAAAGCCUAUAACACAGAGUCCAUUUAUUAUCUAUGAUGUUACAGUUUCCUUUUUGUGCCUGCAGCUAAUAGAAAGCCCAAUAUCUUGGAUAAAGGUGCGGCCCACGGUUUCAACCAGUUAUUUGUAUUUGGCCCCGCUGUAUUAAAAGUUGCACAUUCCUGAUGUAAUAUAUUGAUUAAGCAGUCUUGCCAGAAAUAUAUGGAAAUUGUCAUUUAUUUUGUAAUUAUUCUUGCUAUUGCAUUAUAUGUGCUUUGUGGUGGCACACAGUCGGGCAAAGUUGAAAUAUGUUUUGGAGAAUGUUCAACUAUCCUUAUUUACUCAAAGAAAUAUGUUCUACUUUUUUCUAUAUAUCUAUUUGAGUUUUGAUUAGACUAUUCUCAGCCCAAAUAUACCCUUCUGGAUCAUGGAACCCUGUCCGAGUUUCUCAAAGUCUUUUUUCAAAUGCUUCUCAAAGCUUUUUAAUUUGACUGAAUUCAGUAAAUAUUUCUAUUAUAGUUAACAUGGUAGGUAGAAUGCAGUUCUGCUGCAAUUUGGUCUACAUGCAAGCUCGUAAUCUAAUCGUGGUCACCCAUAUGUUACUGCACUCAAGUUUAUGUUUAUGUGUUUUUAAAGAAUUAUUAAAUUCGUCGCAGUUGACGUACUUGCAUUACCUCUCGUUUAAUUUUGUGCAGGUUCAAGUUUUAUGGUUUUCUACCAUGUGGUUCCUUAGUUUCUUCAUUUGCAGUGUUUAUUGGUUCAACAAAAAUUUUCAAAUAAUAAUAUUUGCUUGGUCAUGGCGUAGCAUGACAACCAUUACCGGUACCCUGUAUCAUUAAUUACCCAUAGUAUUAAGAUAUGAUCUGUACUGAGCUAUUUCAUUAGUUAUAUUCACAAUUUUGGUAUUUGAAAUGUGGUGCUUGUGAAGAACUUUUGUUUUUUUUUGUGGCCUUCCUACGAAAAUAUAAUGCUAUUGAUAGAGGCUGCUGUGAAAAA
Styela clava is the source of this 4309-nucleotide messenger RNA. Its product is annotated as sortilin-like. Gene Ontology annotation, cellular component: Golgi apparatus; membrane. The record is from RefSeq and is a predicted model, not a curated record. Gene Ontology annotation, biological process: Golgi to endosome transport; vesicle organization; endocytosis. Gene Ontology annotation, molecular function: protein binding. Lineage: Eukaryota; Metazoa; Chordata; Ascidiacea; Stolidobranchia; Styelidae.